Abrus precatorius (Indian licorice) is the source of this 1318-nucleotide messenger RNA. RefSeq names its product acyl-coenzyme A thioesterase 9, mitochondrial-like. The transcript is spliced from 5 exons. Gene Ontology annotation, molecular function: fatty acyl-CoA hydrolase activity. Lineage: Eukaryota; Viridiplantae; Streptophyta; Magnoliopsida; Fabales; Fabaceae. The record is from RefSeq and is a predicted model, not a curated record. Gene Ontology annotation, biological process: acyl-CoA metabolic process. The coding region runs from base 29 to 1318 and encodes 429 amino acids.
UUUGAAUUCCUCUCUUUGGAACAUUACAAUGACAAUCUCUGCAGCUUCUACCUUUGCCACUAUCAACGGUUCCGGUGGCCGGAAACCCAUAUCAUUGUGGCCCGGGAUGUACCAUUCUCCGGUGACCACUGCACUGUGGGAAGCGAGGAUCAAAAUAAUCGAGAGGCUUCUUGGAACACCAAGGGAUGCUCCACCCCAGAGUGAAUUGCUCACAAAAACCCCUUCACAGAGCAGAACCACCAUUUUCUACAACUUCUCUUCUGAUUUUGUGCUUAGAGAACAGUAUAGGGAUCCUUGGAAUGAGGUCCGAAUUGGCAAGUUGUUCGAAGACCUUGAUGCCAUUGCUGGAACUAUUUCUUUCAAGCAUUGUUCUGAUGAAGCUAGCACAACAAGGCCACUUAGAGUUGUCACUGCUUCUGUGGAUAAGAUAGUACUAAAGAAGCCAAUUAGUGUUAACAUUGAUCUCAAAAUUGUUGGUUCUGUUAUAUGGGUUGGGCGUUCCUCAAUAGAGAUUCAAAUGGAGGUUACUCAGCCCAACGAAGAUGAUAAUGAUUUAGACUCAGUAGCACUAACAGCCAACUUCAUAUUUGUUGCCCGAGACUCAAAAACUGGGAAGGCUGCACCAGUGAAUCGGUUUUCACCAGAAACUGCUCAUGAAAAAUUUCUUUAUGAACAAGCUGAAGCAAGAAAUAAUUUGAAAAGAAAGAAAAGAGGAGGGGGAAAAAAGGAGUUUGAGAAUGGAGAAGUAAAAAGACUUGAGACCCUAUUGGCUGAGGGAAGAACUUUCUGUGACAUGCCAGCCUUAGCUGAUCCAGACAGCAUUCUUCUAAGGAAUACAAGCCUUGAGAACUCUUUAAUAUGCCAGCCACAGCAAAGGAACAUCCAUGGUCGAAUAUUUGGUGGCUUCUUGAUGCAUCGUGCAUUUGAUUUGGCUUUCUCAACCGCAUAUGCCUUUGCUGGAUUAGUUCCUUGUUUUCUAGAGGUUGAUCAUGUUGAUUUCCUAAGACCUGUUGAUGUGGGGGAUUUCUUGCGUCUCAAAUCCUGUGUUCUGUACACUGAGCUUCAUGACCCAGAUCAGCCAAUAAUCAAUGUUGAAGUUGUUGCCCAUGUUACCAGACCUGAGUUGUGUUCUAGUGAGGUAUCAAAUACUUUCUAUUUCACUUUCACAGUACGUCCAGAAGCGAAGGCAAUGAAAAAAGGACAUGGACUUCUAAAUGUGGUGCCAGCAACUGAAGAAGAAGCACAGCGAAUAUUAGAGCGCAUAGAUGCUGACAACUUGCACGAGUUUUUUGGAACAUCCAAUUAUGUGGUUAUGUGA